Molecule: messenger RNA, 7635 nt
Organism: Pelobates fuscus (common spadefoot toad)
Lineage: Eukaryota; Metazoa; Chordata; Amphibia; Anura; Pelobatidae
Gene: CHD3
Product: chromodomain helicase DNA binding protein 3
Exons: 40
Coding region: 277-6348 (2023 amino acids)
Biological process (GO): negative regulation of transcription by RNA polymerase II; chromatin remodeling
Cellular component (GO): nucleus; chromatin
Molecular function (GO): ATP hydrolysis activity; chromatin binding; histone binding
Source: RefSeq, a predicted model, not a curated record
UUGUUUUUUUAUUUUUUUGGACAAAGAAACGCGGAUUUCACCCCCUCCGCCCCAGUGCUGAUUUUUUUUUUUUUUUUUAAAUCUUAAAGUGAUAUUUUUAAAUUAAUAUUUUGAGAUUUUAGGAAGUAAACAUUUGGGAUCUCUCUGGAAGAAGUGAAUUUUGAGGUCAAUUUGCGGCUUUCUGAGGUAAACUCUCGGCUUUUUUUUCCCCCGAAAGGAAAGUUAGUCGAUCUCCCCGCGGCCGUUCCCCGGGAGCCGAGCUCGGUAACACGGCCAAUGUCCUCCCCGCUGAAGGACGAGGAAGAAGAAGAGGAAGAAGAAGAGAUGGCAGUGUCCGAAGAAGGGGACGGCGAAAAGGAGGAGGAAGACGAAGAUGAAGAAGAGGAGGAGGAAGACGAAGAUGAAGACGACGAGCCGCAGGCGACACAAAGCCGCCAUAGCCCCAGCCUCUUUUUCCCGCCAACGGCCUCGAGGGAGCCGGGGAGUGUUGAAACCGACGAGACACCAACGGUCGCCGCUGCCGCAGAUGAUGAAGAUAUUUCUCCAACUCCUUCUCCACCCGAAAUUGUCACCAAGAAAAAACGAGGACCUAAGAAGAAAGACAAAGAUAAACCCAGACCACCAAGGGCCAUUAAACCACGCAAGCGCAAGAAGGCUGACAGUGAUGAUGAGAUUCGCUGGGAGGAAUGUCUUAGAGACCAGGGCUCUCAUGACAGUGACCAAGAACUCGGAGGUAAAAAGAGAAAGAAAAAACACAAAGAAAAAAAAGAGAAGAAAACCAAGAAAAGGAAAAAGGAUGAAGAGACAGUAGAAGUGCGCAAGGUGGAGCAGAAGUCCUCAGCAAUGAUGCUGUCUAGCUGGGGCUUAGAAGAUGUAGAUCACGUCUUCACAGACGAAGAUUACCACACGCUCACAAACUACAAGGCGUUCAGCCAGUUUAUGAGGCCUCUUAUUGCAAAGAAGAAUCCUAAAAUCCCUAUGUCCAAGAUGAUGACGAUUCUUGGCGCCAAGUGGAGGGAAUUCAGUGCCAAUAACCCUUUCAAAUCCUCACCGGCAGCAGUGGCCGCAGUGGCGGCAGCAGCUGCAGCAGCGGUGGCUGAACAAGUGACCCUUCCUUCAUCGACCAGUGUAUCUCAGCCAGUGCCAAUGCGAAGAGCUAAGACCAAGGAGGGCAAAGGCCCAGGCCAUAAGAAGCAAAACAAAGGCCCACGAGCUCCGGAACCAAAGAAGACAGGCAAAAAGAAAAUGGCGCCUCUGAAGAUUAGACUGGGAGGGGUUAAACGCAAAGCUACUAGUUCAAGUGAGGAGCUUGGAGAGGCAUCAGACAUGGAGAACUCAAGCGUACACAGUUCUUCUGCUCCUUCUGAUAGCUCCGGAAGGAUAAAGAGGAAAAGAGGAAGACCGGCAGGGAAAAAGAAAAAGGCUGUCAUAGAGGAAGGUGUGUCGGCUGGGGAGGGCUACGAGACAGACCAUCAGGAUUACUGUGAGGUCUGCCAGCAGGGUGGUGAGAUUAUUCUGUGUGACACCUGUCCACGAGCCUAUCACCUGGUGUGCCUGGAGCCAGAACUGGAGCGUGCUCCCCAGGGCAAGUGGAGCUGCCCACACUGUGAGAAGGAGGGAGUGCAGUGGGAGGCCAAGGAGCUGGAAGAGGAGGAACUGGAGGAAGGGCGGAAAGAACGGAGGGAGGAGGAAGAUGACCACAUGGAGUUCUGCCGUGUCUGUAAGGAUGGAGGAGAAUUGCUGUGCUGUGAUGCCUGUGUAUCAUCCUACCACAUCCACUGCCUGAACCCUCCGCUGCCGGAUAUCCCACACGGAGAGUGGCUCUGCCCACGCUGCACGUGUCCUCGGCUAAAAGGCCGGGUCCAGAAGAUCCUGCACUGGCGCUGGGGUGUGCCUCCUGAAGGAAUAAUGCUUCCACGACCCCUUAAUGCCUCCUCCAAUGAAGAGCAGCCACAGGCCACACAGGGGAGGUCAGAGAGGGAAUUCUUUGUGAAAUGGGCCGGAAUGUCAUACUGGCACUGCAGCUGGAUCACAGAGUUACAGCUGGAGAUCUUCCACACAGUCAUGUACCGGAAUUUCCAGCGAAAAAAUGACAUGGACGAGCCUCCCCCAUUUGAUUAUGGUUCUGGUGAGGAUGAGGGGAAGAGCGAAAAGAGUAAGGACGCAGAAUAUUCUGACUUGGAGGAGAAAUUCUACAGAUAUGGAAUUAAACCUGAGUGGAUGUCCAUCCAAAGGAUCAUCAAUCACAGCAUGGACAAAAGGGGUUGUUAUCACUACCUGAUUAAAUGGAGAGACCUGGCUUAUGACCAGUCCACAUGGGAAGAGGAUGACAUGAAACUGCCGGAUUACGACUACCACAAACAGAUGUACUGGAGGCACAGGGAACUGGUAAUGGGAGACAGUACAAGCUGCCCUCCUAAAUACAAGAGACAUCACAAAGAAUCCUACUUGGAAGAAGUACCCAACACCCCAAUCAAUGAUCCUACAGUGAAAUACGAAACACAGCCCGAGUUUGUGACCUCUACAGGUGGAACUCUACACAUGUAUCAGCUGGAGGGACUCAACUGGCUGCGAUUCUCAUGGGCGCAGGGCACGGAUACCAUUUUGGCAGAUGAAAUGGGACUUGGGAAAACUAUUCAGACCAUUGUGUUCCUGUACUCUCUGUAUAAAGAGGGCCAUACACGAGGCCCCUUUCUUGUCAGUGCCCCUCUCUCCACCAUCAUAAACUGGGAGCGUGAAUUUCAGAUGUGGGCCACAGACUUCUACGUGGUGACAUAUACGGGAGACAAGGACAGCCGAGCUGUGAUAAGAGAGAAUGAGUUUUCAUAUCAGGAUAAUGUCAUAAAGGGAGGAAAGAAAGCCUUUAAGAUGAAGGCACAAGCCCAGGUGAAAUUCCAUGUGCUGCUCACAUCUUACGAACUAGUAACCAUUGAUCAAGCUGCUCUGGGGUCUAUUCGAUGGGCCUGCCUGGUGGUAGAUGAGGCUCAUCGUCUAAAAAACAAUCAAUCAAAGUUUUUCCGGGUACUUAAUGGAUACCAUAUUGAUUACAAAUUGCUCCUCACUGGGACGCCAUUACAGAACAACUUGGAGGAACUUUUCCACCUUCUCAACUUUCUCACCCCAGAGAGAUUUAAUAAUCUGGAAGGCUUCCUGGAAGAAUUUGCCGACAUUUCCAAGGAAGAUCAGAUUAAGAAGUUGCAUGAUCUGCUGGGUCCUCACCUACUUCGUCGACUCAAAGCUGAUGUUUUUAAGAACAUGCCAGCCAAGACUGAGCUUAUAGUUCGAGUGGAGCUCAGUCCCAUGCAGAAGAAAUAUUACAAAUUCAUCCUCACUCGAAAUUUCGAGGCCCUCAAUUCACGCGGAGGAGGGAACCAGGUUUCUCUUCUCAACAUCAUGAUGGAUCUUAAGAAAUGCUGUAACCAUCCAUACCUCUUCCCUGUGGCUGCUCUGGAGUCCCCAAAGCUUCCCAGUGGUGCGUAUGAAGGUGGAGCUCUGAUCAAGUCAUCUGGAAAGCUGCUACUUCUGCAUAAGAUGCUUCGGAAGUUAAAUGAACAGGGCCAUAGAGUGCUGAUCUUCUCACAGAUGACCAAGAUGCUAGAUCUCCUAGAAGACUUUCUGGAUUACGAUGGUUACAAAUAUGAACGUAUUGAUGGAGGGAUAACUGGGGCCCUCAGACAGGAAGCCAUUGAUCGGUUUAAUGCUCCUGGAGCUCAGCAGUUUUGUUUCUUGCUCUCUACACGUGCGGGGGGUCUGGGGAUCAACCUCGCUACUGCUGACACGGUCAUAAUAUAUGACUCCGAUUGGAACCCCCACAAUGACAUCCAGGCAUUUAGCCGUGCUCAUAGAAUUGGUCAGGCGAACAAAGUGAUGAUUUACCGCUUUGUGACACGAGCCUCGGUGGAAGAGAGGAUAACUCAGGUGGCAAAAAGGAAGAUGAUGCUCACUCACCUGGUGGUGCGUCCAGGCCUAGGCUCCAAGGCUGGCUCCAUGUCCAAGCAGGAGCUUGAUGACAUCUUGAAGUUUGGAACUGAGGAACUCUUUAAAGAUGAAAUUGAAGCCGGUGAUAACAAGGAGGAUGACGGCAGUGUAAUCCAUUAUGAUAAUGGAGCAAUUGCACGUCUUCUUGACCGGAAUCAAGACGAGACGGAAGACACAGAGGUCCAGAACAUGAAUGAGUAUCUCAGCUCCUUCAAAGUAGCUCAGUAUGUGGUGCGGGAGGAGGAGAAGCUGGAGGAGCUGGAGCGUGAGGUCAUCAAGCAGGAGGAGAACGUGGAUCCAGAUUACUGGGAGAAGCUUCUACGGCAUCACUAUGAACAACAGCAGGAAGACCUGGCACGGAAUCUGGGCAAAGGAAAGAGAGUGCGGAAACAGGUUAAUUAUAACGACGCAGCGCAGGAGGAUCAGGACAAUCAGUCUGAAUAUUCUGUGGGUUCAGAAGAGGAAGAUGAAGAUUUUGACGAGCGAGCAGAAGGCCGAAGGCAGUCUCGUCGGCAGCUGCGCAAUGAGAAAGACAAGCCGCUUCCCCCUCUUCUGGCUCGUGUUGGUGGGAGUAUAGAGGUCCUUGGAUUUAACACACGCCAGCGCAAGGCUUUCCUUAAUGCAGUGAUGCGAUGGGGCAUGCCGCCUCAAGACGCUUUCAGCACACACUGGCUGGUGAGAGACCUGAGGGGCAAGUCAGAAAAGGAGUUCAAGGCAUAUGUAUCUCUCUUUAUGAGACAUCUGUGUGAGCCAGGUGCGGAUGGUUCUGAGACGUUUGCAGAUGGUGUUCCUCGAGAGGGACUAUCCCGCCAGCAGGUUCUGACCCGUAUCGGCGUCAUGUCUUUAGUCAAGAAAAAGGUGCAAGAGUUUGAGCAUAUCAACGGGCGCUGGAGUAUGCCAGAGCUCAUGCCUGACCCUAAUCUAGACUCCAAACUCUCAUCCCGGGCAUCGUCCCCCACUGUAAAGACUUCCACCACCACACCGGAGCCCAGCCUAACAAACACUCCCUGCACGUCCAAACCAGCCACGCCUGCCCCGAGUGAAAGGGGUGAGAAUGGAGGAACCCCAAUCGAUAGAGAGGAGUCAGAGAGCAAGCAUGAAAAGGAGAAAGAGGCGAAGGGUACAGAGAAUAAAGAUCCGGACACUGACCAAGCUGGAACUGGAAGAACCCCGAGCCCUCCGGACACUGUCAGCCCACCAUCCACUGCUGUACCAGAGAAGAAUGAGGAUAAACCGACUGCUGAAUCCACAGAUGUACCCAUUGGAAAGGAGGAACCCGAUGUCCCUGCUGUGGAGGAAAAGCCUGUCCAUGAUCUCGAGAAAGUGCUGGAUGGAGUUACUGAGCAGGACAAGGCUUCAGAGAGACCAGAUGGAGGACCAGGGGAUUCACAGAGAGUGGCAGAGGAGGGGAAGUUAGAGAAAGAGGCUGUGAAAGAUGUGACGCCCAUCAGUCAAAGGGAAGACGUAAAGCCCAGCAAUGGAAGAAAGGAGGAGAGCAAACCAGAGAGGCCUCGGUUUAUGUUCAACAUUGCAGAUGGCGGCUUUACAGAGCUUCACACCCUCUGGCAGAAUGAAGAGCGAGCGGCCAUCUGCUCCGGCAGACUCAAUGAGAUCUGGCACCGGAGGCAUGAUUACUGGUUACUGGCUGGUAUUGUAAUACAUGGCUACGCUCGAUGGCAGGACAUCCAGAAUGACGCUCCUUUUUCUAUCAUCAAUGAGCCUUUCAAAUCAGAGACUAAUAAGGGCAACUUUUUGGAGAUGAAAAACAAAUUCCUCGCCAGACGUUUCAAGCUCCUGGAGCAGGCGUUGGUCAUAGAGGAGCAGUUACGUCGAGCUGCCUAUUUGAACAUGACGCAGGACCCUUCCCACCCAGCCAUGGCCCUCAACGCUCGCUUCUCAGAAGUGGAAUGUCUGGCUGAGAGUCACCAGCAUCUCUCCAAGGAGUCCUUGGCAGGAAACAAGCCAGCCAACGCUGUCCUACAUAAAGUGCUGAACCAGCUGGAGGAGCUGCUGAGCGAUAUGAAGGCAGAUGUUACACGCCUGCCCGCCUCCCUCGCACGUAUCUCUCCCAUCGCGGCCAGACUGCAGAUGUCAGAGCGCAGUAUCCUGAGCCGGCUUGCAAGCAAGGGGAGCGAAAGCACGGCUCCGCCGGUGUUCCCCCCUGGACCAUACACUACCCCGCCUCUCUUCGGGGGACCAUUCACAAGCAACCCCUCCACAGCUACACUUUCCGGGACGAACUAUAAUCAGAUGCCUCUGGGAUCAUUCCUUUCAGCUUCCAAUGGUCCCUCUGUUCUUGUGAAAAAAGAAAUGGAUUUAAUGGACAGGAAAGAAGGGAGAGGGGGGGAGGUGAUCUGCAUCGAUGACUGAAGUGUUCUCCACCCUUGUUGCUGGCUAAUGAAUUGGAAAACAUUGUGCAGAACUGAGGGGAACCAGUGACAGAUGUGACAGACCAGAGGCCACAGUGAAUAUUGGACUUAUCUUUUUGUCAUCAUGGCAGUCUGCCUCUUCUGCUUGAUACCCAAUCCGGAAUGGAGCUACAAGUCUCUCUCUGCGGCGGGGAUAAUAGCCAUGUGUUAGUCUUCACCAGACCAGUGCGGGUGCUGCAAACAAAUAUGGCAGCUAUGACUUUGAUCCUGCCCCUGCAGGGUGCCACAAACUGCAUUAUGUGUAUAUCCUUGCCUUGCACUUUCUAAUGUAUGGUGUCACUUACUGAGAUACCACGUUCACUUCUAGGACGUAAACACCCAGAAGGAGCCUUGCUCUGUUCCCGUCUAUUCAGGGUGUCACAGUGGUGUAAACCAAAGAGGGCUAAAAGCUGGUUUCUCCCCUACCUAGGACAACCAGUAACAGUAAUGUGCAUAAAGAGAUGACAGUGCCUGUUGUUUCAAUUUUAACUUUAAUUUACAGAACAUUGACCAAAAGGCACUAAAUGUAAUCACAGAGAGUGGACUGAACCUGACCGCCAUUGACCCUGCCCCCUCCACUGUAGAGCUAGCGGAUGGACUAAAAGUAAAACCAAUUAAAGGUUUUAAUGGAUCCUUUAAUAAAAAAAUAACAUUAGUGGUAGUGUUCAUUUAAGUUUGCUUUGUAUGAGAUGGCACAUUCAGAGAAGUUGAAAUAUCUAUAUUAUAAAUAAUAACAGGUCAUAGCUUUUUGCUAUUCUUGCAGACAGGGGACUGUCAUUGUUAUUUUCAUUGUGCUUUUUAUUCUGGUAUCUGACCAUAGCUGUAUUGUAAAUGGCUGUAAACACUGAGCCACCAAUUGGAACACAGCUUUUUGUGGAUUUGUUGUUUUGUUUUUUUGUUGCCAGUAAAACUGACAAAAGGAAUUUUAAACUCUUAUAUAUUUGAGCUUUUCUCUUUGUGCUAUAUUAUAUAAAAUCCAUUUAGAUUUCUAAAGAAUGCAAAAAGUAAUUUCCCCACUGAGUGACGCAUAGGACGUUUCAAUCUCCUGUCAAUCUAUCUGUCACGAUGUCCUCUCUGCGCCUCUCCUGCAGUGAUCUCAUUCCAACCAACAUUGUAUACCAUGUAUAUACAUACACAUGUCGCUUCCGUAUAAUGCUGCCUCUGGCCUGCAAUGCCUUGUGUGGUUCUGUUUCUCUCAUGGUCCGCUCUUUGCCCCGUGAUGUACAUAUAAAUUAUACUUUUUAUUUCA